Molecule: messenger RNA, 1055 nt
Organism: Arabidopsis lyrata subsp. lyrata
Lineage: Eukaryota; Viridiplantae; Streptophyta; Magnoliopsida; Brassicales; Brassicaceae
Product: membrane-anchored ubiquitin-fold protein 4
Exons: 4
Coding region: 355-717 (120 amino acids)
Molecular function (GO): protein binding
Source: RefSeq, a predicted model, not a curated record
UUUUGACUAAUAAAGAAACAUACUUUUCCACAUUUUUCGUCUUUUUAUCUUAUUUCUUUACUCGUCAGGGAUUCCCUGUAACGCGGCAAUCCUGACGAAAGAUAUAUCAGAAAAUUUUAUAGGAAUCAGAUAGCAGCAAUCUCUUAGCUGGAUUUUUACCAGCUUCACUUGAAGAUUAGGUCAUUUACCCUUUUAAGGGUUUCUCUCCUACUUCUUGAUCCUCCCCACUCCCAAGACGCAAGACCUAGCACACUUUGACAUUUGGAUUGAGUGUCUCUAUUUCGGGUCUCAUUUGUGUGAAUUCUUUCUGCUGCAAUCUUGUGAGUGUUUUGUUUAGGGAGAAAGAGAAAUCAAAUGCCGCAGGAAGAUUUGGUAGAACUUAAAUUCCGGUUAUAUGACGGCUCAGAUGUUGGCCCGUUUCAGUACUCUCCAACUGCCACAGUCUCAAUGCUCAAGGAGAGAAUUGUCUCUGAAUGGCCUAAAGACAAGAAGAUUGUUCCAAAAUCAGCUAGUGACAUCAAGUUGAUAAAUGCUGGUAAGAUUUUGGAGAAUGGUAAAACGGUUGCACAGUGUAAAGCUCCAUUUGAUGAUCUCCCUAAAUCCGUCAUUACAAUGCAUGUUGUCGUGCAACCGUCUCCAACAAAAGCAAGACCAGAGAAAAAAAUCGAAAAGGAAGAAGCCCCACAGAGAAGCUUUUGUUCAUGUACCAUAAUGUGAGAACAACAAGUAGUCCCGUCUAAAAAUUUGAAAGAGUUAAGUUUUGCUUCUCUGUGGUUUUGUCCUAAAAGACCCUAAAACAUAAACUACCAUUUCCGCGCUUCAUUUUCGAUAUGUUCUUCACAAGUUCAUAGAAAUCUUCAUCAAUGGCGUUAUAAAGCUAGUCUAUUAGAGUUGUUUCUUUUGAGUUGUGAUGAAAAACUUUUCUUUGGAGCAUCCUUUAUAAAGAUAAGAGUUUGUUGCUUCUCUUUUGUUUCCACAAACUAAUUCUAGUAUCUUUGUAAACAUUCUUGUAUGGUUUUGUUAAUCUUUAGUAUAUCUUAGACCUGUUUCUUCUC